Messenger RNA from Klebsormidium nitens, 2974 nucleotides. The record is from the annotation of a GenBank genome assembly. NCBI's taxonomy places the organism in Eukaryota, Viridiplantae, Streptophyta, Klebsormidiophyceae, Klebsormidiales, Klebsormidiaceae.
AACCCUAGGCCCAAACAAGUAGCUUGGAGCAUGGCUGCAGCCGGCAUGCACUUCCCUGCUGUGAUAUCGGAUGUAAACAGGGGCAGCAAUGGCGCUCAGGCAGCGCCCGACUGGCACCAAGGAGCCUCAGGAACAGGAGAAAAGCGAGGCCCCCUCAGAUGUUUUGAAGCAGGCACGGGUCCGCAACAAAGAUGCACCGGAGGCUGCGUCACAGCUAUCCGCCGUGCUGCUUCUCCUGAUGUUCACAUCAGCGAUUGUGGGGGUGGUGCAUCAUGCGGUGUACAGAGUUCCAAAGCCGAUGUCGGAAAGGGCGCCAGCUCAUAUGUUUUCUGAGGGACGCGCGCUGCAACAUGUGGAGGCACUGGCAGGGGAUAUCGGCAUUCGACUGGUGGGAUCGGACAAUCACAUGCGAGCGGCAGCGUAUAUUCUGGAAGAGUUGGACAAAAUUGCAAGCAUAGCGGGAGAUCACUUGCGCGUUGAGAUUGAUGAGCAGCAUAUAAGUGGGACAUUCUGGAUGAACAUCCUGACGCACAACAUGGCAAUGGAGUACGAAAACGUCACCAAUAUCGUGCUGAGGAUCUCGGGGGCGAACAGCAACCUGGAAAGCAAGGCCGUUCUUAUGAACGCUCACUUUGACUCUGCCGUGGGGUCGCCAGGCGCCUCAGAUUGCGCGCAGUGCGUUGCCGUCGGCCUCGAGAUCGCUCGCUUGUUCGCCGCCUCCCCCGAGGCCCCCCCUGCCCCGCUCAUCUUCCUGUUCAAUGGUGCGGAGGAGACCUUCAGCAUGGGCGCACACGGUUUCCUCUCCGGUCACAAGUGGAGCGACUCGAUCGGGGCGGUGAUAAACAUCGAGUCGACCGGGCCGGGCGGUCCCGACUUGUUGUUCCAAGCAGCGGGAAAGGAGCUGUGGCCAGUGCGGGUGUACUCGGAGGUGGUGCCGUACCCUAGGGCAAGCGUGAUCGCGCAGGACACGUUUGACAUGCAUGUCCUCCCAGGGGACACCGACUUUCGCGUGUUUGCCCAGGACUUUGGGAAUAUUCCCGGCGUCGAUGUGCUGUCCUUGCUGGACUCGUAUGCGUAUCACACCACUCUGGAUACGCCCGACCGCAUCAGGCGCGGCACCGUCCAAGCAAUGGGGGAGAACCUGUACGCGCUGACAAAAGGCCUCAGCGUGGCGCCUGAGCUGAACGACCCGCUGUCAGCCCUGCCCAAACAGCAGGCCGUCUUCUGGGACUUCCUGGGGUAUAUCCAGGUGUACUACCCCCGCUGGAACGCCCUCAUCUUUCACCUCACGCCGCUUGCCGUUUUGGCCGUGGUUCCCCUCUUUACUUCCGACCACGCAUCGGGACUGCGGGGCAUGCCCCGGCGCUUCAACGCAAUCGUGUCAGGGAUUCUCCAAACCGGCGCUGCCUGGGUGCUUGCCGUCAUUUUCGCGGUCGGUGUGGCAGUUCUUAGAGUUGCCGUCUCAGGGAAGCCCAUCACUUGGCUAGCGCAGCCGUCGGUUGCGGCUCUGAUGUACAUCCCGCCGGCGCUGCUCGGCAUUUUGUUGGUCCAAAGUCUCCGCUCCUGUUCGCCUGCCAAAACCUCCAGCCAGCAGCGCGCCCUGGACUUCACCGGUCAUUGGGGCUCCGCCGUCGGCUUCAACGCUCUCCUGAGCGCGGUGCUCAUCUACCUGGGCGUGGGCGGCAGCUACAUAUUCAUGUUCUGGGCAAUGGUUCUUCUGCCGGGCUUUCAAAUCGCGACCGAGGCGGGCGGCUUCCAAACCCUCCCUGGGCUCGCAGUCUACCUCACUAUCGCGGCUAUUCCCAUGGCGCAGUGUUUCUACAUCGCGCUUACCAUAGCCACUUUUACCGCCCAGAAGAUCGGCGCCAGCGGCAACUGGCCAGACCCGAUCGGCUCGUACGUGGGUGACGUGGCGAUUGCCAUCAUCUUUUCGCUGUUCACCGCAAUCAUAGCCGCGCCCCUCGCGCCCGUCCUUCGGCGUUGGCUCGCCACGUGGCGCGUCAUGCGGGCCUUGGUAGUUAUGACCUUGAUCGGGACCAUCGUUGGAAGCUUCUUGUUCCCGUACACGACUACGGAGCUGAAGCGCCUGGCCGUGCAGCAUACGAUAUGGACGCAGGGCAAGAAGGACGUGAUCGGUCGCGAGUUCUCGCUGCUCACCUUCGACCCCCUCGCUCCGACCUUCAUCUUCGACCAGUCGCCCGCUCUGCGCGAGCACUUCAAUGUCACGGGGGACGAGGCCUUCCACAAGACGCUUCCAAACACGUGGCUGGGGCUCUUCCCCCUCUCGGAGAUGGUGCAUCGGGACGUGUCUCUGCCGGAACAGUCGGUCGACUUGCCAGCGGUGGCGCAGCGGAAGCCGUUCCCGCGCCUCAAGCUCAUUGCGAAUGAGGCGCUGGAGAACGACCGGAGACGAAUACUCGUCGAGAUCAAUAACGGGGCGUUGGGCCACGCGUGGCGGACGAUCAACGUGACGGGGCCGGUUGUGGGUUGGUCUCUGGGAAACUUCCAGCUGCCGGCCCCCGAGCAGCGACCGGGCGGGCCGGUCUCGUAUAUUGCAAGACACGCAGGGGGGCCGGGCACGGAAAAAUGGCGGUUCUGGAUAGAGGCGGAAGGCACGAAGAAGGUUCGAAUAGACCUUGCGGUGCUUAAGUUUGACUCCAGUUCUGAGCUCGAGAAGAUUAAAAGCAGCCUGCCUGCGUGGGUCGACUUCAUCGGUCUUACAAGCUACAUAUCAACAUGGAAGGUCUAGAAUUUUUCGUCCGUAUACAUUCACAGGAAACCAGAAGACAAAGAGGCGUUCUGAUGAUGUCGUUCUCGCUCCAUUGAGGCACUGAUUAAGAAACGAGGAGCUUGCUGGGGCCCCUUCUGCUGUGGCCACCCGGCAUGCUGAAAGAAUGCCGGUUUCCAACGUGAUUUAGGAGAAUCCAUGCAGAGCAAUUUAGCUCUGACUGACCGUCACGUGACGUCACCAUGU